UCCCUCCAUAUCUCUCUUUUUAUUCACCUUUCUCAAUGCUAACCUUAGUUACGUGAUUUUGGUCUAGUUUGUCGCCAAACUAAAAGAUCCCAACUUCCAAACCCAACCACAUGAAUCCACAUUGCACAUUUUACUUAAACAUAAACCCUACCCUUGUUCUCUUUCUAGUUAGCAAGAUUUUUCUUUAUACCCACCACCCAAACCCUUUGUCGUCACUUUUUGAGAUGAUCGUUUAGGGUAAUGUGAGUGUUAAGAUAGUAAUAAUGAUAUAAAUACAGAAGAAGGAAUGGAAGAAGCACAAAUGUCAAAUAUACCAGGUAGUUUGAUCAUCAAAUCCCCUUGCUAAAAAUAGACAAAAAAAAAAUUACCCACUUCAAAGAAAAAAACCACCCCAUAAUUCACCCACUCACACCCACCUCUCUUCUUCCCAGCUUUCUCUUUAAACCCCCUAUUUCCUGAUUGCCGAGCGUCGAUCACCGGUAGUGUUUGAUCUGAGCAGGCCUGCAGAGAGCCACUGAAAUCCAAAUACUACAAACACACACAAAGCUGUCUGAGACUCUUUUUUUUAUAUCUAGUUCUUUUCUUUUCUUUAGGUAUAUAGAGAGAAGCUAAAAAAGGAAAGAAAACGAAGGUGGGUAAGACUAAUGAUGAAGGAACAAGGGGCGGGUCAUGAGAAACCCGAGGCGUGUGCUCGGAUGGCAAGUGGAGAGGGUGUUACUACGGAGGGGGAUAAGGCCCGUGAUGGGUCGGAUCGGGGCGGGGUGACGGGUAGUCAUGACCUUGUUUCUGUGGUUGGUUUUAGUGUCAAGAGGAAGAAAAGGAUGCCCAGACAGAGGAGACCAUCUUCCUCCAUCAACCACCUUUUCUCUUUUACUGCUGCUACUGUUUCUUCUUCCCGUUCCUCUUCCACCACCACUUCGCACGUGCCUUCCUCCUCUCAUCUGCACCACCUUCUCUCUUUCCCCGCACGUGUAAUUGAUCAAAGGAGAUUGAGUUUUCUGUUUCGAAAGGAACUUAAGAACAGUGAUGUAAGCUCCCUGAAGAGGAUGAUACUUCCAAAGAAAGCUGCUGAGGCACAUCUCCCUCUCCUGGAGUCGAAAGAAGGAAUUUUUAUCAGCAUGGAUGACUUGGAUGGUCUGCAUGUUUGGAACUUCAAAUACAGGUACUGGCCCAAUAACAGUAGCAGAAUGUAUGUUCUUGAAAAUACUGGGGAAUUCGUUAACACGCAUGGAUUACAACUGGGAGACUUCAUUGUUGUGUAUAAAGACGAUCAAAACCAGAAUUAUGUCAUUCAGGCUAAGAAGGCCUCCGAUCAAGAUUUAUAUGCUAAUAUAGCUACAAAUGCUGUUAACGACAUCUUUUUCCACGAUUACGAGGUUAACAAAUCCAGCUCCUUUUACAUGAAUUAUCCGAUGGAGGAUAAUACCGGCUUGUCAUUUAUCUACGACACCACCACCACCACCUUCUCCGAUGACUCACCACUUGAUUUUUUGUGUGGAUCACUGACUAGCUAUUCAAGGAUGGGGCAUAUGGAAAGCUUUGGAUCAGUGGAGAGCUUGCCGCUGGACGAGUUCAAUUAGGAUUAAUUAAUUAAUUAAUUUAGAUCAUUAGGUUAGUGCAUUUGGUUAAUCAAACAUAACAUCCACUAUUGAAAGUAUAAGAAUAGAGGGUGUGAUGAUCAGACUUCAUAUUUUUCACUAAGCAGUGUACUUUGUCAAGUGCCCUGUUGUUGUUUAUUCUUGGUUCCGCAUGGACAUUUGGGCUUGAUUCAGACUUUUUAACACUUCUUUCCAUUAAUAAGAUUAAGCUAGCUUAUAUUUUAGAAAGUAAA
This is a messenger RNA of Hevea brasiliensis (rubber tree), 1831 nucleotides long. Its product is annotated as B3 domain-containing transcription factor FUS3-like. NCBI's taxonomy places the organism in Eukaryota, Viridiplantae, Streptophyta, Magnoliopsida, Malpighiales, Euphorbiaceae. The transcript is spliced from 6 exons. The record is from RefSeq and is a predicted model, not a curated record. Gene Ontology annotation, molecular function: DNA-binding transcription factor activity; DNA binding. Bases 645 to 1580 code for a protein of 311 amino acids.